Molecule: messenger RNA, 1589 nt
Organism: Nylanderia fulva
Lineage: Eukaryota; Metazoa; Arthropoda; Insecta; Hymenoptera; Formicidae
Gene: Mpcp1
Product: Mitochondrial phosphate carrier protein 1
Biological process (GO): mitochondrial phosphate ion transmembrane transport
Cellular component (GO): mitochondrial inner membrane
Molecular function (GO): phosphate transmembrane transporter activity
Source: RefSeq, a predicted model, not a curated record
AUUCUACGUCCAUAACGUGAACGGGUUGUGCUGCCGCAUUUUCUGCUUCUGCCACUCUUUCGCAGGUUUCUCGUCGGCGAGAAUCGUUUCUUAAAACAGGUGCAAGCGCGAGUCGCGUGAUCACGAUGUUGUCUUGGGUGCAGGAGGCAGUGAAAAUGAAUCCCUUCUCGUCGCCGUUCACGCAGGCGAAGUGUCAGGCGUUGAAGGACGACGGAACGCGACCCCUCGUUCCGAGUCGCAACAUCGCCGCCGCCUCCGUCGAGGAGGGUGAUAGCUGCGAAUUUGGAUCGAACCAUUAUUUCUUGUUAUGUGGUCUCGGAGGAAUUUUGUCUUGCGGUAUCACUCACACCGGUAUCACUCCUUUAGAUUUAGUCAAAUGCCGAAUUCAAGUGGACCCUGGCAAAUAUAAAUCAGUGUUUAAUGGAUUUCGAGUAACAUUUGCCGAAGACGGCACUCGAGGAUUGGUGAGGGGAUGGGCGCCUACCUUCUUCGGCUAUUCUAUUCAGGGAAUGUUCAAAUUUGGUCUCUAUGAGGUUUUUAAAGUUCAGUAUGCAGCGUUGGCCGGCGAAGAACUCUCUUACGAAUACAGAACCUCGUUGUAUUUGAUAUCGUCGGCUUCUGCAGAAUUCUUUGCAGAUAUUGGCUUGGCGCCGUUUGAAGCUGCCAAGGUCAAGAUACAAACUACACCUGGAUUCGCCAACACUUUGCGACAAGCGAUGCCGAAGAUGUACGCGGAGGAAGGUCUUACCAGUUUCUACAAGGGUCUGGUGCCUCUGUGGAUGCGUCAAAUUCCGUACACGAUGAUGAAAUUCGCCUGCUUCGAGCGUACCGUUGAACUUCUGUAUAAACAUGUAGUACCUAAGCCUAGAGCGGAGUGCACUAAAGGCGAACAACUGAUAGUCACUUUUGCGGCUGGCUACAUCGCCGGUGUAUUCUGCGCCAUCGUAUCUCAUCCAGCAGAUACGGUGGUGUCGAAAUUAAACCAAGAAAAGGGAGCGUCCGCGGGCGACGUCCUGAAGAAACUCGGCGUUAUGGGCGUGUGGAAGGGCCUAGGACCGAGGAUUGUAAUGAUCGGUACCCUAACCGCAGCACAAUGGUUCAUCUAUGACGCCGUUAAGGUCUGGUUGCGCAUGCCCCGUCCUCCACCACCCGAGAUGCCAGAGUCUCUCAAGAAAAAGUAUGGUCUGGCAUAAAUGUCAGAAGACAUGUUCCGAUUGAAUCGUCGAAUAUUCGAUCGUCGGAUUUAGAGAAGAAAAACGUAUAAAGCAAUUUCAAUUUGAUCUUUGUGCCGUACCAUUGUUGAACAAUGUGCUCCGUCACUUAUUUUCGAAUAUUUAUUUUGUGACAUUAUACAAUGCAGUCGAUCAAUAAUCAAUCUGUGGGCAACACUGCCGCGAGUUAUUAGAAAAAAUAAUUGUGUCUUACAAAUAGGAAAUAUAUAGAAUGCUAAUUACCGACUCUAUAAUUACGAAAGGCACAGUAAAACUGACUACGACAGUCGUAUCUAGUUAUCCCAGUCAGAAUAACUAGAAACUGUCGCAUUGUACAUAGGGUAAUCGCUGUAAAUAAACAAGACGAUUGCUCAGUUA